AUGACGCGAACUAGCACUCAGCAAACCCGAGUAGAACAAGAGACUAGAGAACUCGAAGAUGAAGAGCUCUCCAUUCCCAUCUACUCACCUCAACCCUUCCGUCCUCUAGGUCGCCGCGACUCUGGUCUGUGGCCCGACCUUGGACAACAGAACAACUGGAUCGACGAAAGCCGACGACGUAGCGCAGUGUUGACCACGAGAUUCCAGCGGUUGAUGGAAUCACCGCCGGCCUCGACCUUGGUUCAGCGCGCGCGAGGUGCCCUGACAACCUCUCGUCUUGGCAGAUUGACCUCUCGCCGUCUGACUUUCUCGCAAGAUGAUUCCGACGCAGCUCUCGUCGCAGGUGGAGGUGGUAGUCGCGGCACUGCCGGUGCGACCACGACCUCUACUUCUCGCAAGAAAUCCAAGUCGAAAUCAAAACCCAAGCCUGACUCUGAACCCACGGAUCCUCCCGAUGACGACGAUAACGGCACUCCACCUGAUCCAGAGAAUCAACUUGGAAAGCCAGGACCCGGUGGCCCCGGUGGUCCAGGUGGAGGUGGUAAUGAUGAUGACACCAAUGAUGACGAUGACGAUGAUGAUAAUGGCAAUGAUGAUGGAGAGGAAGAAGAGGAAGUACAAGACCCUAAUGGUGAAGUCCUCCACCACCUCCAGGUGGAUGGCCGUACCCUCACCGUUGUACUGCAAGAUCCAAGUGGACCUCAUCAAGCUCGCCUAUGGGAUAAGGAGAAGUGCCAUACUCUCCGCGAUGAUGCUAGACAGACCUUUUCCAGAAUCUAA
Messenger RNA from Seminavis robusta, 780 nucleotides. The record is from the annotation of a GenBank genome assembly. NCBI's taxonomy places the organism in Eukaryota, Bacillariophyta, Bacillariophyceae, Naviculales, Naviculaceae.